Messenger RNA from Quercus lobata, 929 nucleotides. RefSeq names its product TATA binding protein associated factor 21kDa subunit (gene TAFII21). Lineage: Eukaryota; Viridiplantae; Streptophyta; Magnoliopsida; Fagales; Fagaceae. Gene Ontology annotation, cellular component: transcription factor TFIID complex; SAGA complex. Gene Ontology annotation, molecular function: RNA polymerase II general transcription initiation factor activity; protein heterodimerization activity; transcription coactivator activity. The record is from RefSeq and is a predicted model, not a curated record. Bases 128 to 658 code for a protein of 176 amino acids. The transcript is spliced from 3 exons. Gene Ontology annotation, biological process: DNA-templated transcription initiation; RNA polymerase II preinitiation complex assembly.
CAACACAAGCUACAGUAUUGUGAAUCCAAAAGUCUACAACGUCUCUCUCUCGCUCUCUCUCACACACACGGUAGAGCUGUCGAUUGAAGUGUCCUGCAAAACUGAAAAGGUAAAGCCAGUAAAGGAAAUGGCAGAGGGAGAUGAGGACUUGCCAAGAGAUGCAAAGAUUGUGAAGUCACUGCUGAAAUCUAUGGGUGUCGAGGACUAUGAACCUCGUGUUAUACACCAAUUUUUAGAACUGUGGUAUCGAUAUGUUGUUGAUGUAUUGACAGAUGCACAGGUCUACUCGGAGCAUGCUGGCAAGCCUGCAAUAGACUGUGAUGAUGUCAAGCUUGCAAUUCAGUCGAAAGUCAAUUCUAGCUUCUCACAACCACCACCACGAGAGGUCUUACUGGAGCUGGCUCGAAACCGGAACAAGGCACCAUUACCAAAGUCUAUAGCCGGACCUGGGAUUCCUCUCCCACCUGAACAGGACACGCUGAUCAAACCAAACUACCAACUUGCAAUCCCAAAUAAGCAAUCUUCCCAAGCAGUUGAAGAAAUGGAUGAGGAUGAAGAAGGUGGUGUUGAUCCUAAUCCGUCACAAGAACAGAAGACAGAUAUGCCACCGCAUACUCCUCAGAGAGUGGCCUUCUCCCUCGCAAAACGUCCCAAGUGAAAGCUUUAUGAUUGAAAGAGCAAAUGGAUCCAUAGGUUUUAACAAAUAGAAAUUGUCAAUGGUAUAUUUACUGUAAUGCUGAUUUGUUUUGGAAUGGUGUUGAAUAUUCUGUUUGAUGCAGAUUCUGCAUACCUUCACUUAGAAUUCCAUUAUGUUUAAGGUUAUAUGGUAAAUCUAAUUGUGUAGUAAUUGUCAACCUUGUGUUCAGACGCUGCUACCAACUUCAAUUCCAUUAUGGGUGUGUGCAGAUUCUGCAUACCUUCACUUAGAA